Molecule: messenger RNA, 1134 nt
Organism: Colletotrichum godetiae
Lineage: Eukaryota; Fungi; Ascomycota; Sordariomycetes; Glomerellales; Glomerellaceae
Exons: 1
Cellular component (GO): cytoplasm
Molecular function (GO): oxidoreductase activity
Source: RefSeq, a predicted model, not a curated record
AAACGAACUUGCUACGUCUGCCGCAUGGCUCUCGACAACCCCCAUCCGCAGCUGGGAUCGAUGUGCAUACCUUGUGGAGAGUUCAACGUCGCGGAAAGGUCUUUGUCGCUACCGGAGAAUAUUUCACUCAAGGGCAAGACUGCUGUUGUUACUGGUGGGCGCGUGAAUCUCGGCUUUCACACGGCUCUGCGGCUGCUGCGUUGCGGCGCGGCAGUAAUCGUAUCAUCGCGUUACCCCGAAGAUGCGCUCUCGCGGUACCGCCAGGAGGCUGAUCUCGAUGACUGGUCACCGAGAUUGAGAAUCAUUGGUGCGGACUUCCGAGCAGCAGCUGAUGCUUUCUCCCUGGUCCAGAGUAUUAAGAUAGUUCUCCAGGAAGAAGGCUGGACUCUGAAUUAUCUGAUCAACAAUGCCGCCCAAACCCUUACAGAUCCAAUGGAGAAAGAGGAACGCGCCAUUGAACACGAGCGUUUCCUGCUUGACAAUCCGUCUGACGAUGGUAAAGGCGUGGUUGUACGCCAUGACUAUUCAGCUCGCGUACGGGGUGGCGAUGGUAGCCUUCCUCAUGGUGUGGCAGGGAAGAUUCCUGGUCGCAUUGCUGGGCCAUCUGCCCCUGAGAGCACAUCUCUUUCUGGAUCAAUGUCUGAGCUGCAAAUUUCUGGCACGGAGAAACCAGCCCCAUCAUCUUGGGUGCAGUCGCUCUCAGACAUUCCUUACGAAGAUGUCAUCACCGCACACAGCGUCAACACCUUUGUGCCCCUCAUAUUGAUCCGGGAGCUGUUGCCUUCGAUGCGAAAAGGAGGCCACAUCAUCAACGUCUCAUCUAGAGAAGGUAUCUUCGAGUCAACUCAGCGCAGCUCCGCCAAGAAUAGCAAGCAUGUCCAUACCAAUAUGUCAAAGGCUGGGCUGAAUAUGAUUACCGAGACGGAGGCGCCCACGGCUUGGAAGCUAGGCGUGGCCAUGAACACUGUUGAUCCAGGCUAUAUGAGUGCCGCUCCAGAAUAUGAGCAGGCCUACGGCGGCGAGCGGCCCAUUGGUUGGGAGGAUGGUGUUAGCCGUGUCCUGUGGCCCAUAGCCAGGGCUGGCAGACAAUGGUACUCUCCUCCUAUUUGGGGACGAUUCUUGAAGCACUAUGGU